This is a messenger RNA of Schistosoma guineensis, 768 nucleotides long. The record is from the annotation of a GenBank genome assembly. Lineage: Eukaryota; Metazoa; Platyhelminthes; Trematoda; Strigeidida; Schistosomatidae.
AUGGAAAAUAUCAGCGAUGAUGAACUGCGAUCAGCUUUGUCUAGAUAUUUAGAUGUUGUUCCACCAGUGACAGAAUCAACUCGAGCAACUUUGAUCGCUAAGCUGAAAAAGUGCAUAUCAAAUGGUUCUGAGAGUUUAUUAAAGGAUACUCCACAAAACGUCGUAGAUAAUCUUAUCAACGUAACAGAAGAUAGACCAAUACAGACUUUAAUUUCCGACAAUAAUCAUGAAUCACCGAAAUAUGAGACGACUGAGGUACUACAGAGACCCUUGUCUACUAAAGAACUAUCUGCAAGUUUUAUGAAUGGGUUACCAGUACAAAACCACUCAUCUCCCAUACUAGAAUGUGUUUCUCGACUUCCAAGUUAUCGUCGUCGAUCUAUACAUCCAGACCGACCAGGAAUAGAUGACCCCUACGCUGAUGAUUUGGCUUGGUUUCCAUCGUUAUCGUCAACAAAAUGUCGUGAACCGCCCAACAAACAAAAGAUGUUUCACAACACGAAAGGAAUCAUCAGGGAAAAUCUUAUAAAAUCUUUUUUGUAUGUCAUCAUUGGUUUGAUGUCUGUCAUUCUCGAUUGUUGCUUUUCCUCCCUCUCUAAAUUAACGAAUGCCGUAUCCACUUGUAUACCAUCUUCACGGAUCUGUCUUUGUGUCGUUUUAUUUGGACUGCUUUUAUGUGGAUUGUAUAAGCUUCUACUCGGGGAUCCAUUUUAUCAUAAUCCCGUGGAAGAUCUAUAUAACAUCAUACAGUUUCCUUUUGUUAAGUAG